CUUGCGGGGAAGGCUCCUAAGGAGCGCCUUGACAAGUGGUUUCUACUUGAGACAACCGGACGUUUGGACAGCUUACGAUGGCUGAAAAUCAGGGAAACGCCUCGAACCAAAUCAAUCAAGACAUGUAUAACCAAAUGCGGUAUUAUUGGAGAUCAUCAAGUCCAUCAGGAUCUAGUACACCGUUUACUUUUCAACGGAUGGACUUCAGAUCGAAUAACGACGUUGAAAAUGAUUUAUCUGAAAAAAGAAGACAAUUGAAACUCAGUUUCCAGACGCAAGGAAGCAGCAAGUCAUUCUCUAAUUCUACUAGUUCCACCCUUUCAAACUCUGCUGCCCCAUCAAUAUGCCCAUCCAUAGCACCACGCCCAAUCUUACCAUUAGCUCUACCCAAGGUACCUGCAAGGCCCAGACCUGUGGCACAGCCAGUAUAUGUUCCUGACAAAGCCAGGGAAAAAUUAAGAAUGUGUCAGUCGAUGCAGAGUACGGGAAAACUACAAUUGUCUCCUGGUACUGUAUACGACUUUACCAGUGAAGACCUUCAGGAUUUGGGGGAAAUAGGAAGAGGGGGUUUUGGUACUGUAAAUAAGAUGAUACAUAGGAUAAGCAAUACCGUCAUGGCUGUGAAGAGAAUUCGUUCGACGGUCGAUGAAAAAGAACAAAAGCAGUUAUUAAUGGAUCUAGAAGUUGUCAUGAAAUCCAAUGCCUGCCCUUGUAUUGUGCAGUUUUACGGGGCGUUAUUUAAAGAGGGUGACUGUUGGAUUUGCAUGGAGCUAAUGGACACCUCCCUCGAUAAAUUCUACAAGUUCAUCUACGAGAGGUUAAAUGACAGGAUACCUGAGAAUAUCCUAGGAAAAAUCACAGUAGCGACUGUCAAGGCACUGAAUUACCUCAAGGAGAAGUUAAGGAUUAUUCAUCGAGACGUGAAGCCUAGCAAUAUUUUGCUAGACCGACGUGGCAAUAUUAAACUUUGCGAUUUUGGCAUUUCUGGACAAUUAGUAGAUUCCAUCGCUCGAACCAGGGAUGCUGGUUGCAGACCAUAUAUGGCGCCUGAAAGAAUAGAUCCACAAAGAGCGCGGGGCUACGAUGUUAGGAGCGAUGUGUGGUCCUUAGGAAUUACACUGAUGGAAGUCGCGACAGGAUAUUUUCCUUAUCCAAAGUGGAAUUCCGUUUUCGAGCAACUGUACCAAGUUGUUCAAGGUGACCCACCAAGGCUAACACCGAACGAGAAUGGAAACCAUUUCACUAUGGACUUUGUUAACUUCGUAAACACGUGUUUGCUUAAGGAGGAAACUCAACGUCCGAAGUACAAUAAACUUCUGGAGCAUCCAUUUAUAAGAAAAUCUGAGGAAGCAUCAAUAGAUGUCGCUGCUUACAUUGGUGGUGUUUUGGACAAUAUGGCUAAUAACGGUGUGACACCCUUCACCACUAAUCAGCCUUAAGUAAAUAAACGAAGAAGAAACCAUGAAAAACAAAGAAAAGAGAUUGAAGCACGUUGAAUAGACAUAUUUCCUCGUUGCUGGAACCUGCAUUUUCCACCCCCCAUCGCUGACGUUAUACGUAGGGGAGAACAACACUCCGUUCUAGAAUAAAUAGUCGACGCCGAGGUAUCCGUAGAAUAUCCGUAUCUUCGUUUUGUCAAACUCGUAUGUAUAGCGAGUGUGGGGGUUGUUAAUUACGAUAUAUAAUUAGACAGGAAGUGCACUAUUCACUUGUAGCAUAAUUUCCUACCAAAAUCACCACAGAACACACCAUUGUGUAUACCUCCUUUUUUCUUCACCUUCAGAAUAAACGUUAGAUAUCAUUUCCAGAACAAGUCCACGUAGUCCCUCCGCGAAAAUUUAAGUCGACUCGGAGAAUCCUGAAGACGGUGACCUACGAUUUCUGUCUCGGAAGUGACGUAUCAUCACUCGUGUUUUUUGUAAUGAGCAUACGACUUGAAGGUAUAAAACAGGUAUAAAACGCUAAAACAGUACAAAGUACCCAAUUCGAUGUUCGUUCUGGCGAUUUUAUUAUGUAGGUCAAGCUUAUACCAACGUUCUAUGAACAGAGUACUGUAAUUUAGGAGAUAAUAAAUUACUGAAUACGAUUCAUUGCGACUUAAAA
Messenger RNA from Belonocnema kinseyi, 2103 nucleotides. RefSeq names its product dual specificity mitogen-activated protein kinase kinase 4 (gene Mkk4). The record is from RefSeq and is a predicted model, not a curated record. The coding region runs from base 78 to 1439 and encodes 453 amino acids. Gene Ontology annotation, molecular function: JUN kinase kinase activity; ATP binding. Gene Ontology annotation, biological process: MAPK cascade; protein phosphorylation. Lineage: Eukaryota; Metazoa; Arthropoda; Insecta; Hymenoptera; Cynipidae. The transcript is spliced from 10 exons.